Adineta steineri is the source of this 1047-nucleotide messenger RNA. The record is from the annotation of a GenBank genome assembly. NCBI's taxonomy places the organism in Eukaryota, Metazoa, Rotifera, Eurotatoria, Adinetida, Adinetidae.
AUGUUUUCAACAACUAAUGUAAAUCCAUCAGUAGUAUCAACUUCUGCCGUUGUUCACCCUAAUUAUCAAAUAAUGAAUACACCAAAUAAUCAUCAUACAUUUGUUUCAUCGUCUUCAACAAAUCCUUCUUGGCAUUUAACAGCUCCAACAUCAUCAGCUGUUUCAAAAAUCAAUAAAAAUUCAUCAACAUAUUAUAUUACAACACAACCAUCAUCAACACCGAAUAAUAUUAUUCGUCAGUCUUCACAAACAGUACAUCUCGUCUCACCAUCCUAUACAUUAAUCAAUAAUAGUAAUACAACAAUAACUGGACAAGGUCCGACAAUAUCAAAUUUAAAUAAUAAUAAUAAUAAUUUUCAAACGGGUACUUGUAUUGAUAAAUCUACACUUGGACGAUUAGCGACAUCAACAAUUCAACGACAAAUAAUUUUAGAAAAUAUCGAAGAAAAGACAAAUGACAUUGAUACACAAAAUAAUCAACAAGAUCCUGAAAUAGAAUUAUUUGUAAAUAAUAUUGUUUGUACAUUUGCACUUGGUUGUAAAUUGAAUCUACGGAAAAUUGCUAUGGAAGCAGCAAAUGUCAUUUAUAAACGUGGCAAUGCUAUGUUAUUGAUGAAGAUGCGAAAUCCAUAUUGUUCAGCCAACCUCUGGUCAUCGGGCAAAGUGACAGUAACAGGAACAACGAGUGAGGUUGAUGCACAACGUGCGGCACGACGUGUUGCUCGAUGCUUACAACGACUCGGAUUCAACACCAAAUUUCGAAACUAUCGUAUUGUCAACUGUCUUGCAACGUGUUCAAUGCCAUGGACAAUUGAUAUUGUUAAACUAAGUCGUUUGUAUCCUGAAUGUGUCAGUUAUGAACCUGAAAUUCAUCCAGGUGCUACAGUCAGAUUGAACAAUAGAGCCGUUCUCAAAGUUUUUACCACUGGAAGUGUAACAUUGACAGCACCAUCUGUUGAUGUUAUCAAUACGGCAGUAAAUGAUUUCUAUCCUCAAUUAUUUGAAUGUCGAAAAAAUAAUCGUAAUACUAAUGAACAACGCCAAUAA